Molecule: messenger RNA, 13965 nt
Organism: Asterias rubens (European starfish)
Lineage: Eukaryota; Metazoa; Echinodermata; Asteroidea; Forcipulatida; Asteriidae
Product: vacuolar protein sorting-associated protein 13B-like
Source: RefSeq, a predicted model, not a curated record
UGGCAGCCUACAUACACUACGUGGAAGUUCAAUAUAAACAACGUUUUUGGUGGAGCAUUUCGCCUGUUUGUCACCUCAAUAUGAUUGAGGAGUAGAAUUUCCAUGAAUCUAGAAACCUGUAAGGGAUAAAGGAACGCCACCAUGUUGGAGUCUUAUAUCUCCCCGUUUCUACUGGGAUACGUCAACAAGUACAUCAAGAAUCUCAAACCAGAGGAUCUGCAGCUCUCUCUCUGGGGUGGGGACCUUGUUCUCAACAAACUAGACCUUAGGCUGGACGUCCUAGAACAAGAGCUCAAUCUUCCCUUAACGUUUAUCAGCGGGCAUAUCCACGAGUUACGCAUUCAUGUUCCAUGGACGAGACUGGGUUAUGAGCCUGUGGUUGUUACGAUCAAUACGAUAGAGUGCGCCCUCAAGCUACGAGACGCUGGCUAUGAUGAGCACGACAGCGCGUCGUCGAAAUCCAGCGUGCAGAGUAAGAGUAAACCAGACUCGACGAGCCAAGCGAAGCUCAAGUUUGAGAAGCAAGAUCGGGAUCUUCCGCCGGGAUACGUUCAAUCCCUGAUGAACCGCGUCAUCAACAAUGUCACGCUGGUCAUUAAAAAUCUUGUCUUGAAAUAUGUCGAGGAGGACAUCGUCUUGUCCGUUAACGUCAAAUCAGCGGAGUCCUUCGCAGUGAAUGCCAACUGGUUAGCAGCCUUCACUGAGUUGUCGCUGCCGGAGCUUGUCCUUCGACGUGUCUGCGAGUUCUCUGAUCUUACGGUCUGUCUGGACAAGAGAAACGCGAGUGGUAAGAUCGAGGUGUACCAGGAGCCCGUAGCCUACCGUUGCGCUGUGACACUACGCAUGCAUAUGACGUAUACCAGCCUCAACGCUAAGAGACCAGCUCUUAUCAAGAUUAAUGUGAAUUGUAAAGAGGUAGACAUGACGUUGUCGGACACUCAGUUACCAAUGUUUAUACGAUUGCUGCAGCUACUGAUGGCACUGUACUACGGCACAUUGGAUCAGGGGAAUAAAGUAGUGGAGCCGGAUGACCAAACAGCAAUAGCUGAAACAAGCAAGACUGAACCUAAAACAGAGACCUCUAGACCAGAAGGCACUGCCAUGGACUCAGAAGGGUGGGCCUCGUGGGCUUGGUCUUAUGUACCCGACAUCUUAUACUACGAAGAGGAUGAGGAAGGGGGUACAAGAAAAAGAGAGACGAGGCCUGAUCCAAUAUUGUCUGUAGGUCUGUACUGCGACAGAGCACGCAUUACAUUCAAGUUGUCAAAGGAAAUCUCCACAGACCACCCUGUCUAUUCCACACCAUCACCAAAGCUGAAAACCUACCCUCUGCUGAGAAUGGAGCUGUCCGGGUCGGCCAUUGAAGUUCUGAUGCGUGGUGAACUCUUCUUCGUGCAUCAGAUGGGCUUUAGUCACAUCACUGCAUCAGUAAUGGGAGAUUGUGUUUGUGGAUUGGCAGAGGGUGGGGACGGAGCUAGUUCAAGACUGUUGGAUCAGGACACACCAUUCUUACAAUGUGGCAGCCCAGACUACAACCACAAAUACACCAACUAUCUCACUAACUCGCUCUUCGAUCCAAACUGCCCUGAGAACAAACAACAGAGGGCGUCCUUCAUUCUGGACUGGGAUCAGCACCAGGACACAUACAGCGAGGCAUUGGCCACUCAGCGAUUUGGAGCUGUGUGGACGGAUUACCUGUUUGUGGCUGAAAGAACUGGCAACAGAAAUGCGAGUGACUCCUCAAGCCGCUCAUCCCAUCACAGCACUGAUGAUUCCGAUCCAAUCUUUGAUAUGAAGGAAACAUCAAGCAAGCGAUUCCUGUUCAGCCCAGCCAAGGUGGUCAUCGGCAGUGCCAUCAUACACCAACUUCAGAAGUUCCAUCAGUGUGCUGUGGAUCAUGAAUAUGAACCUUACAGCACACCAAGACCAGAGAUCGUAGAUGAUGAACGUCCGUCAGCAACGCCAGACCAGAUCAGCACCCUGGAGGAAUGGGUUCCAUCUCGUUCCUCUCACAUCACGCUACUCAAUCUGCAGGUACUAUUCUCAUCAGCCCAGCAUCCUUAUUACGGCUCGACAAAACACAGCAAGACAAAACAGGACUCAUCAUUCCCUGACACUAGUCUUGUGCCGACGCUGUGCCUGCAGAUCGACCGUAUAGACAUCCAGAGUACAGAACCCAUGUACGCACGGAAGCUCAUCAAGCCCAUUAGCAAACUCCCUCCUACAGACUGUAGCUCCAAGCUAAUGCACCAUUGCUACACUCACAAAUACUAUAAGAUAUUUGGAUGCCAGUUUGGUUUGACCUAUGUGGACCCCAGGAGUGACCUUUCACCUCCAGUCCUUCCCAUCAUGCCGUCUUGGAGUGCAGCCGUGUACCACAAGGUGCUGGUACUCCCUGUCUACUGGAAUGAGUACAACCUAGUUCACUCUGAGGUGAUGUUGGAGCUGCCUGGUUUAUCCCUUAAUGCCACCAAAGCCCAGUGUCUACUCAUGAUGCAUAUCUACAACACCUGGUCUAGUAAGCAGCCUCAGACAGUGGUGUCUCGACUAGCCGGAACCAGCCUCAUGGAUGAUGUUUUCAAACCAUCAGUGAAGGCAUUUCCAUCAGGCCAACCUGUGCUGCAGGCCUCCAUCCAUAGCCUAGAGGUCAGACUGUCCCAAACUAACGCAGUCCAGGCUAUCUCAGGCACCCUGAGUCAAGCCCAGCUCAUUAUGCAGGCAUUAGACCAAGGCAGGGCCAGUGACACACCGCUGUUUCAUGGCCCAGUAGAAACGACAAACCUGCACCAGUAUAAAAGCUUAAUGAAACAGCAGUCGGGUGCUUCUCAAAUCAACACAGUUGACUUGUUGACGUUCACGGUGCAGAUUCCCAGAAUUUCUGAUCUUGAAAGAACUGUUGGAGAAUCUUGUGGUGUUUUCCUCCUUGACAUCCAAGGAACAGCGUUAUGUGUUGACCCACUCAUUUACACAUGGCUCCUGUAUCAGCCUAGAGGUCAGGUCAGGUCAAAGGUCAUAGAGGAAGCCAGCUCUCGUAGAAGUAAAAGCUCUGUCACUAAACAUAAUUCAUCACAAGGUUCAAGCAGCGCUCGAAUGAAAACAAACUUACGGGACAACAUGAUGAAGGCAUCCCAACCCCUUCAACGGCAACCCUCCUCUAACACACAACAAGACAGAGAGCCAGCUGGGCACCAGUCGCAUGGCACGGAGGUUGACAGAAGGAAGAAUGAGGAGAGAAGUCUUAUGGAGAAAUUGUGGUUGGUUUUGAAACACCUAACAGUCCAAGUGGAAAUUCAAAGUUGUUUUGUGGCACUCCCGACUGACCAUCUGAACUUUGCCCCCGAUGUAACGAGUAUCCCGCAACGCAUCAGGCAGAGCAUGCUGGAUAGAAGCAAUGGUGAGAUAGUGGUAUUGAGUCUUCCAACGCUCAAAGCGCAGAGUCUGAGCCAUCAGAAGAUACUCGCACUGCAGGAGAUACCGCUGGAGAGGAAAGAUCUACCACCGGACCCUGGUGAAAAGUUACCAUGGAGUGUGAAGGCAUCCAACCUCAGCAUGUACACGAUACACACAGACCAAGGUCCCUACUACCUCCUCAAGCCGUUGGUGUUAUCAGCAACAGUUGGGGUGACCUCUAGCUUUGGCAGGGAGCCUCGCAGUCACCCGACCCUCGGACUGUGUGUCCAUGCCGAUAUGCAAGAAGUCAUGAUGGCAUGCUCAAAACCACAAGUUGCACUUGCUGUCAAACUUCUUAAUCAGGCCCUCAAGAACCAGUCCAAACUGAUCGAAGUGUUCAGGCACGAACAGCGCCCCCAUACUACCCAAACCACGCACAUUCCCGCAAACCAGCAAUCCCCAUCAAAGAUGGCCCCAAAAGUUCUAAGCAGCGUCGCUUCAUCCGGCCAACCUGAACCCCAAGAUGUUACAACCUUGUCUGCAUCCUCGCCCACCGACGCCACAGGAGUAGCUCCCCAUGAUAAAGAUGGUGAUAAGAAUAAUGCAUUGAAGCUAUCUUUGUGGCUGCAGUGGACACUUCAGAAGUGCUGCGUCAGCCUCUAUGGGGGUGCUCCACCUAUGAAGAUAAGCUGUGAGGUGGAAGAUUUAACAACGAGUUUUGACUUGCAGGGUGUCUACUCAAAAGUGACUUGUAAAGUUGGAUCCAUCAAUGUGAAUCAUUACACCAAGAAAGAUGGGAGCUGGGGGCGUGGCCCAUUUAGGGGUGUGGUCUUCUCCUGUAAUGACACCAUUACCUACAACACACGCAUCCUCGGCCUGCAGCCAACCAACCAAUCUGCAUCCCGGCCGUUCAACCCGUUUGCCGUCACGCACGCUGCCAAACCGGGAGACUCCAAAUCACAUGGAUUUCUAUCCGCCACCUGGACCAGGGCACAGGGGCAAUCUGUAGCUCAGAAGAUGUCCAGCAAGCAGGCUGAAGCGGGCAAGAAUCUGGAGACGGUGGCACCGACGCCACGUUUCAUUCAUGAGAUUGUAGUAUCAGUUCAACCGUUUGACAUCCUGGUGUGGUGUCCGCUGAUCGUCUCGAUGCUCGAUAUCUUCAAAACGGACAGCGUCAUCAAUGUAGGGGCUCUAGAUUCUUCAGGUACUCCAGAGUUCCAAGCCAAACCUCGACUAGCAAGACUCCAAUCCCAGCAGACUAUGUCGACGACCAGCGUUCUCUCUCCGUCGGAUUCCUACCCGAGGUCCAGCACGGCAAGUCAGAAAUCAACGUCUCCCGGUCGCCAGGAAUGGCUUUCAAGUCGGAGUCUACCCUUGGUUUAUCUUGACUGCAAGGAGAUCAGGGUCUUCGCUCCGACAAAAGAACCUUCAGUCUUGGACAAGGAGGAACUAACGGUUAUCGAGACGGAGGAGGAUGAGAGUGAUGUUACCAUGGUAACGCAGGAUACAUUCCUCCUUCAGGUCAACUCAGUGAGUCUCGUUCCGCAUGCAGACAAUCCACUACAGAGACUUGUACUAAAAAAGGAGAUAUUCAGGCGUGCAGUCCAAGCUGGUCAGACCCAGACACCUGGGUCAGAGGUCGAAGACCGGCAGUACCAACUGGAUGUCAACAACCUAAGCAUGUCUGUUACAUUGUGGGAACAGAUCGAAGCAAGCUGUGACCGGGGUAAAGUUGGCGUGAAUGGAGUCGGGGUUCAGAACCCUGCGUUGGAGUGGAACACAGAACAGUUAAGCCCCGCCCCAAAGGAGGUGUGUCUACUACCCAUUGUUGUAGGUAUCGAUAUGCGCUUCGUGGCUGCCCCAACUAUUGUUAUAGACAAAUCUGUCGGAGGUUCAGACAAAACAAAAACAACGCCUGUAAUGGUCUGUGGUCACUCCAUUGAAAUGGACUUCACCAGUGACAUGACAUUCUACCUUAGCACUGGACAAGUCUGUCUCCUACAAACUCUAGCUCAAGAGAACUUUCUAUCUCUCAUGAAACUUGCUCCGCUACACUCUACGAAAUCAUCCAAGGAAAACAUGGAGCAUGCGUCAUGGAGAACCCCUGCUCCACAGACGGGAAACCCCAUACCCCAGUCACAUGACAAACACAACGGUACCCACCAUCAAACAAUCACAAGGUCCUCAAUGAAGAAACCAACCCAAGAUAGUGGAUUGGGGAGCGAAGAGUCGACCCAACUGGGAGGUGUCAGACUUCAGAAACUUAAGGUUAAAAUGCACGAAAUGCCAAUCCCAAAAGUUGAAGCGUCAUCAGUGCAAGGGCAGCAGUCCAAAAAGGUUUCAAAAAGUAGCGGCUUCACGUCAGUUGAUGCUCUCAUCACAGCUGGUAAAGUAUCCGUGUUCUUAUACUCGCGCCAGAUUUCCGUUGCCGAAAAUAUAAGAGCAGAAGAGCAGGAACAGACGUCCAGUCGAUUAGAGACAAUCAAAGAGCAGAGAGUGGAGUUGCAGCCAUUUUUGUUUGUCACCGCCAUGCAACCGGCGGCUGUGUUGUCUCUUGGACACCAACAACAGAGGGCGCAAGUUACCAUCUAUGACUUCACUGUUGAUGGGGCUUCAUUGAAAGACGUUACACAAGAUAUACCAAGCACCCAGCUUCUUCCUAGUCCAGGUGACUACACAGUGUCUUGGUUUGAGACCUGCCCAGGGGAACCUAACUCUAAGACUGGCGUUCGACCUGCAUUAUUCACGUUCAGCCUCACCGACUGCCUUAGCAAUCAUGCUGACGCAAAACUCAACAUUGGCAGGCCGAUCAAAGUGAGUUUAAGCUUGAGCAAAGUAGACCGGGUGCUAGACUUCAUGAAAGCACUCAUCCCACCAAAAUCAACUCAGAUAUCCACGGCGCCGAUAGCUCAGAGUGAGGCAGUAGCACCAAAGAGUGCUGUUAUUAUACCAGUGUUGCCUCGGCAGCCUCUGACAAGCAAGACCAAACCCUCCUCCAGCCAAUCCGGCCAUAGAGACGCACUGGAUGUGCUGACCAGAAUCAAGAGCGUCUCUGUGCAGAUGACAGAAUUUGUUGUUGCCAUGGCAACAGUUGCAGACUCGGACUAUCCGCAUGUUGUCUGCUCAUUCAGUGAAUGCCAGGGUGCUCUUGACUUGCAAAACAUCGAUGGGAUCAUCUCAGAGAUCCAGGCCAGUCUGGCCUUUCAGCAACUCCUGGUAAAGACAUCCAUCGGUCGUAAGACAAGACCUCUGAUUGGUCCAUUCAAACUCACCCUGACGGGCAACAGCCAAUGGGCUGCAUCCGGUGGUCAUCAGACCCUAGAUAGGUCAUCCAUAAAGCGUAUGACAGCUGGGGUCAACCUGGGUCAUGUGACUGUAUUCUUGGGUCAGGAACAUGUGAACUGUUUGUCCUUGAUGCAGCGCCAUGUUGGAGAGUAUAUGGAUAAAUCCAAACAGACGGAGAGUCGGGGAGAGUCCAGUAAACGCAGGUCUGCUUCUCAUCAGCAGCCAUUGUCUAGUCUCCUAGCUCCUUCAAGUACUGUCAUAUCACGACAGCCCAAUAGACACUAUAAAGAUGACCUUAGGGCAGGAACAUUCCACUAUGUCACAGAUACCGAUGGAAUUGGAAUCCAACCAAAAGCCAACGAAAUCGUGUUCUCCUCUCCAACCCUGGAGUAUGAUGUCAAAGGUCACUGGGGGUCAAUGACAUGGUCAUACCCCGAGCCUAGGAUCCUGACUCAUGUAUCAGUGACUCCUAUACCGCUCCAACAGGCUGGUGCCGCUGAGUCGAAUGUAACAGCAGAGGUAGAGGUACCCUGUACCCUAGAGUAUUGGGACGAUCUUCGACAGGGUUUCUGCAUCUACAAGCAGCUGUACGUAUCCGAGGUGCAUUCCUACCAUCUUACCUUACCAUCGGCAGAGGACAAGGCUUGCAGGCAAGCUGUAUCAUCACUGUGCAGAGUGGUCCUCAAUGCUGUAGUGCAGGGCAGCGAUGACGAGCCGCUUUCUAGAAAGAAUCACCCAGGGUUGAUCGUGUCUCCGACUGCCCUGGCGGCCUCUAUGAGGGUAGACUCCUGCUUCUCAGCUCAACUACUACCAGACCUCUCACUGGGAUUCAAGAUGGAGUGUAUGGAAGUCAGGCUAGCUCAUCACACUGAUGCACUAGGCAAAGGUCGGCCAAAGUGGCUGGAGCCUUUUGUGUUGGAUGGACUGUCCCCAGCUGACCAGGAGAUGAUGGUCCUACGGCUGAGGUCCUCAGAUAUGUACAUCAAUCACUGGAGAGCCACUCAAGCUAACACCAAUGUACAGAUGUCAACCAGUCUCCAAUGUGAUCUUAUGACCUAUCGAAACCUCACCAUGUCAACACUAUUGCAUCCAAUGGGUGUGACUGCCACUGUGGAUUCGACCUGGGGUCAGGGUGUCGAGGGCCAUGUUGACCUCGGGACGGUUAAGGUCAUCGUGGGACAGGAAACUGUGCAUUCUCUUAACAUGGCAUUGCAAGCAAUAAAACAGGCAAAUGUAGAGAACCAGGAGCGUUUGCUAUUCUGUAGUUAUGCUAUCUGUAAUGAUACGGAUGGUACACUGAGGUUUGGCCAAGUCCACACGGAUGAAUCCAUGGUCCUAGCUAGCAGGAAGGUUCAUGAAUACAGCUGGAGGACUCAUAAACAUCAUCGUCAGCGCCUGCAUGUUUGUAUUGAGGGAUGGAGGAACUGGCGUUGGUCUGAACCCUUCAGCCUCGAUCACGAAGGAACGAUUGUGAGAACCUUGCAUCACCAGGAGCAAACGGCUACGCUGUUUAUCAAAAUUAAAAAGAUAUCGCCGCUACAAAGACAGGUGAUUUUCUGUGGCCAGCACAUCUUCACCAACAUGCUGGGCCUAGACCUUGAAGUACAGCUGAUCCGAUUGGCCAGAAUCGGCAGUCAGGUGAUCGACUCAAAGCAUUUCCAGAACCUGUCGGCCAAUAGCAGCUUGCCUUCUUUAACCUGUAGCAGUAAUGACAUCACAGGGGUCAGACUGAGGCUGGAUGAAGACGGCUGUGAUUGGUCCGAACAGUUUGCGAUAAGCGGGGAAAUGAGUCGUGAGAAAUCAAUUUUGAAGGUGUGCAAUCAGGAUGGAGUGUUCCAUUAUAUGUGGUGUCGUAUCUUCACUGAGGAAAUCCAGGGCCAUGUACAGCGAUUGGUUCUGUUGAGCCCAUUGUUCAUCGUUCGGAGUCACCUUCCUUGGCCCCUGACCAUGAAUAUUGAAACCAGCAAGCAUAAUGACCAGAAGGUUAUUGAGGUCAGAGGUCAAGCUUCUGACCAAUCACUGUACCAGUUUGCACCAGAUACGUGGCAUAAUUUUACUUUCCAACUCGGCCAUGAUGCAGAAAUUUCCAGUCCCUCCAUUCCAAUCAACACAGACAUGAUUGAUGAGCUCAUUCGUGGGUCAUCGUCAGAUGUUGAUGAUGUAUCUCCUGUUUCCAUAGAGACUGUUGCUAAGCGUUGUCAACAACUUGAUAUGGCAUGGCCAUACAACCAUCUUGACUAUAGCAGUGCAAAAUCAUUCACUGGUAGUUUACGCCACACCGAACUACCCGCAAGUAAACAGUCUACAGAGGCUUCCCCUCAAGAGCCUCCUAUCGGCACUGUCCACCAGCCGAACACAGACCUUCAAGUAUCCAUCACACAGCCCUGCCGCUUCCUCAACACCAUCAUGGUGGACGUGUUGCCAUGGUGUUUGAUCGUCAAUGAAACAGAUUUAGAUAUUGACGUUUUGGAGCAUGGGUGUCAGUCGGUGUGUGUGCAGAAACGACAGGUUACUGCCCCGCAGAGAUUCAAGAAGGCCUUUCAUCUUCAACUCAGCAAAGCCAAGUACACAACCAGCACGAAAUCCAAUCCCAUACACCUCAUGGCAGCCUCCGUCCCAUCAACAGGUCACGACCCUUCAACUCUGACCCUAAUAUCAGAAGGGUUCAUCCAGGUCUGCUUGUCUGUGCAGCGAAUGGGGCUGGCACAGAAUCGGGUUGUACGUCUGACUGUGCGAUCCACUGUCAAACACAACAUCAGGGUUAUAACAAUACUACCUCAGUUUGUGCUGAGGAAUAAGUGUAAGAGGUCAGUGAGGAUGAGGACACUGGAUGUAGCACCGUCAAAUAAGCUUUCACUACAGGAGUCGUCACUGCAUGAGGUGAUAGUCCCCUCUGCUACAACUCAAGAAACACACAUCCCGAUUACACAGUGGAACAUCCCACCCACUAGUCAACCGAUCACCGCCGAGCUGGAGAGUGUGAGCCAGUACUUCUCACUGUCUUCAGAACUGACCAAUCAGAAUGCUGGUAUUAGAGAGGCAGCCAAUCAGGAGCAGACUCACUGGAGCCGAUGGGUUCUGGUGGACUUAUCGAGGCCCAGACUACCAGUUGCAGUACCGAUUCACCAAGUGUACAGCCAGGCCUCACCCAAAGCAACCAGCGCCUUGGUAACCAUGUCAACACAACCGCUCGUUGUCAUCCUAGCAGAGCAAGAAGGAGUGACAUACCUCACCCUGGAUGAUGACUCAAUGACCAGGGUGACCGUCUCUAAUGCCUGCUCCUACCCACUUCACUUCGGACAGACCCCGUUUGAUGCCACAGAGAAACUGGAAGUUUUGGAGCAGACCAGCCCAGUGCCCUCAAUACCUCUAGUCCUUCCUCACUGUCUAGUCCACUAUGACCUCCAGCGUCCUUCAACCAGCUCAUCACCGGAAUCUGAGCCUCGGCCAUUUCUACCAAGCAUUCACUUAUGUCUUGGGAGCUUUCUGGGUGUGGCUAUAUGUCUUGAAGACUCAAGAGGAGAACAGAAGCUGCCCAAGGAGGAGAGAAAGGGUAAAUAUUCAUGGAGCGAGGCUAUACAGUUGGCCACAGACCACCAGGAAAGAUCAGAGAUAGUUUCUGUUGCUGGGGUAGGCUAUGUCCUGCUAUCCAGUCACUGUGUUGGAACCCAGUUGCAAGUACGCAUUGAUCCACUCAGUAUGGAUGUCUCAAAAACUAGUGGCAGAAGCGGGAUACAACCGUCAACGGAGCCUCCUAGGAAUGCUGUACCAAACUCGUUAUUAGCAGUUGAGAUGGGGGAUAUUGAUCAAGAAAUAUCUGCUUCAUCAUUGGAGAAAACAACAGCCCCUCUAUACCCCUUGCAAUAUAGGUUUCGAUUAUCUGCUGGGAGUGUCGUCGUCAUGGUGAUGGAUGAGGUCACAGAUCUCGUUCAGACCUCAGAGAUGCUUCGCGUCACCGUCGAUGACGUGCAACUGUUAAGCUUCCCAUGUGUCGAGGAAGGCACCAAAGGUCCCGUUCAACAGCAAAAGCUGCAGGUCUCGGCACAGGGCUGUCAGGUCGACAACCAGUUGUUCAAAGCAGCCGGAAGCCACGAUUUUGCUGUCAUCCUGUGCAGCCAACCAGACAACUUGAAAAGUGGGGAGGACGAAGUAGCACAUGAUGCACCAAUUGAGAACCGCGCAACAUUUUACAGUAAACACCACGCUUUUGUUGCGCUGACUUUGCUGGAGAGCAGUACCACAGGAUCUUUCAAGCUAGCCUCAAUUGAAGUUGAAGCCAGGCCGCUUGAGUUGUACAUCGAAGAUAUACUCAUGUACGAUCUCCUUGUUAAAUUUCGAACCUUCCUCCCAGCAAAGUCGCACGACGAACGCCAACCAGUCACGCAACAGAGCUUCCCCACCAAAGUUCGAGUGGCCAGCAGUGCGCUAAAGGAUCCAAUCAGCAUGCGGCGAUUCCUCAUCCAGCCAGUCAGAUUGCUUGCAAGCAUCCACGCAUCUUUGAAACUGUUCAUUGCUGUGGACAGCACACCACUGUCAUUCAACCAGUUUGAUAGCGGUCCGGUGUUUGCGACAACACGACAGCUGGUGCAGGCUCUGACUGUACACUAUACCUCUGGAGCACUCUUCAAAGCAGGCUGGGUCCUUGGCUCCCUUGAGAUUCUAGGCAACCCAGCUGGGUUACUACGGAACGUCCGUAGCGGUCUGACAGACUCCUUCAUGUUGCCGUAUGAGGGGCUGACUCGAGGGCCUGCAGCGUUUGUAGCCGGUGUGACCAGUGGAACCUCAUCUCUACUCAAACAUCUCUCUGCAGGAACACUGACGUCAAUCACAAUGUUUGCAUCCAGUGUCUCACGUAAUCUAGACCGGCUCACCCUGGAUGAGGAUCAUAUUGCACGACGAGAGAAGCAGAGACGUAGGGUACCAGACAGGAUGACGGACGGGCUUCUUCAAGGCCUUAGCGGGUUUGGGAUCAGCUUGCUAGGAGCCAUCGGGGGCAUUGCUGACCAACCAAUCAAAAGCUUCCAUCAAGCACCAGCUGUCAGCUCACCCACUCAGAAGGCGACAGGUAUCAUACGAGGCGUCGGCAAGGGUCUGAUGGGCGUGGUCAUUAAGCCACUGGGCGGGGCAGCAGAGUUUGUCUCACAGACAGGACAAGGUAUUUUACACAGCGCUGGAUUGGUUGAAACGCGUACUCCAAGGGGAGAGUGCGUAACACUACUGAGUGCAAUGGCAGAAAACAGCAGACUCAAGUAUACAUGGAAAAUGUUGCAGCCUCUUCCGAACUCCGACAUCCUGAUCCACUGCAACAUCACAACCAUUACCUUCCACGGCUUGCAGCGCGGGGGGUGCCUACUCCUAACGCCGGAAGUCCUCUUUGUGGUCAGCUCCAGUGAGGAUACCCAACAGCAAGUUUUCCCGAUAUUUGAACUGGAGUGCACCCCCGUGGCGGGAAGCAUAGAGGGAGUGUGUGUUUUGGUGAAGAGCCCGAUGUCACCAUCAGUCCUGAAGAAAGAGGAGACAAGCAGUCGCGUCGCUGACUUCGUUGGGGCUAUCGCCUCUAGACCAUGUGACCCGCUAGACACUGACCCAUUGGUCAGCUCUGACACCCAAUCAGACGGCUCCUCUCUGCCAGGGGGACACACAGUGGAUGACACAAGGGGUACCACAGCGUACCAAUACUUCUUGCAGCAGGCCUGCUACAGGGAGACUUUCCUCAGUCUGUUCCAACAGGCGAAGAAUAAGCUUCUCGGGAAGGGUUUCUGCUACGAUGAGACGAAUAAUACGGGCUUCAGUCGCUUUAAGAUGUGGCAUACCAGCACUAAGAUGCAACUUGAAGGCUUGUAGAUAGAGGGACUCAUUGGGUUUUAGUUGGAAGAUACAACUUGAACAAAUCGGGGCAUCUUUUGAAAUCGGGGCAUCUUUUAAUGUUGCCCUGUCAAAGACGAAGGCUUCUAUCUUUAAACAAGGGACUUGAAAACAUCAGUCUUUUUCAAAAUCAGUGCUCUGGCUUUAAGAUGUGGCAUACCAGCACCAAGAUGCAACUUGAAGGCUUGUAGAUUAAAGGACUCAUUGGGUUUUGUUGGAAGAUUCAACUUGAACAAAUCAGGGCAUCUUUUGAAAUCGGGGCAUCUUUUAAUGUUGCCCUGUCAAAGACGAAGGCUUCUAUCUUUAAACAAGGGACUUGAAAACAUCAGUCUUUUUCAAAAUCAUGGCUCUGGCUUAGACUCUGUCAGUUCUUUUAAAACAUCAAUUCUUGGUACAGAAUUUCAAAGAGUUUCAAAUAUGUGAACGGAGCCAAAACAAAAGCCCAAGCAGAAGCCUUCGAAAGGGGCCGUCAAAUAAAAACAAGUAUGUCUUAAGUGAUGUUAAAGCUUUACAUGGCAUAGAUCUAAAGAAACAGUGUGUUAGUAAACUUGAGGGUACAACCAGAUAUAAAACUCUUUUGGGCGGAGUGUUAAUUCUGAGAAGAACUGAUGGGGUUUUGACAUUUUUCCCUGUUAGUUAUUUUUUAGUUGGGUUGUUUGGGAAUCAUCCCAAUUUUUGUUUUGACUGAGUUUAUAAUUUCAUUAAUUUGGUUUAUUUUGUUUUUCGUUCGGUGUUUGGAGUUUCCACAAUUGUUUAUUUUUUCAAUUUAAUGUUUGUUUUGACUGAGUUUAUGAUUUCAUACGAUUUGGUUAAUUUUGUUUUUGUUUAAAGUUUAUUUUGUGAAUGGGAUAUUUUUGUGAAGGUGGAGGAUUUCUUUUAUUAUUUAUAACAGAGUCUUGCACUAGACAUGCAAUUUUGACUUUUGCACAAAUUUUUGUGAAAAUGCCAAGCAUUAAAAAAAGAAGAAUAAGGAAAUAAGCUGAUCACCUGGAAGUUUACAGUCACUAGCUCACAUUGUUGUUACAAAGACACUUCAGAGGUGUGCAAGGAGCUAAUUUGAUUGUUACGGUUUUACUCGAUCAAGAUUAUUUUAUGUUCAUUACAAUAUGGACAAAUCUAGGGCUGCACUAACCUUAGCUUUGCACGGAUGCACUAUACAUGUACGGUACGUCAAGCAACAUCAUCUGCUAAGAGUUGAGGCCUAGUAUUAAUUUUGAAUGUGACUAAAGUUUCACUUAUGUCAAGAAGUAUGUUGGAAUGCAUGAUAGUAAUGAGCAGGGUUAUAGUGGUCGCUGGAACCAAAAGCAAGUAAGAACUUAUCUAUAUUUUGCUAAUAAACAUGGUUCUUAUAGGAACUCAAGUCCCAGUUCCUGGAAUUCUACACCUGGUUUAAAUCAUGAUGAUAAAGGCCCGGUCACACAGGCC